Messenger RNA from Tripterygium wilfordii, 2150 nucleotides. Its product is annotated as plant-specific TFIIB-related protein 1. The coding region runs from base 170 to 1711 and encodes 513 amino acids. Lineage: Eukaryota; Viridiplantae; Streptophyta; Magnoliopsida; Celastrales; Celastraceae. Gene Ontology annotation, molecular function: TBP-class protein binding. Gene Ontology annotation, biological process: transcription preinitiation complex assembly; DNA-templated transcription initiation. Gene Ontology annotation, cellular component: nucleus; transcription preinitiation complex. The transcript has 3 exons. The record is from RefSeq and is a predicted model, not a curated record.
UUAAACAUUUUUCAUCGCUCUGUACAUUUUCUCUGACCCUCGCGCCCUAACGACUAGCUUGUAUGGCUGCCUCCCUCAUAAGUCAUUAACUUCUCAGUUUAGCAAGGACUGCGAAUUCCGGCCUUCCUCUGAUUAACGCCAAGGCGACCCCUCAAUUCUGUUCUUAACGAUGAAGUGCCCAUACUGUUCAGGGACGCAGGGGCGUUGCGCCACCACGAGCAGCGGCCGCUCAGUCACAGAGUGUGCAUCGUGCGGUCGCGUCGUGGAGGAGCGCCAAUCGCAGCCGCACCACGUCUUUCAUCUCCGUGCUCAGGACAACCCUCUGUGCCUCGUCACUUCCGAUCUCCCAACCAUCCGUCAAUCACAAGCCCAAGACGAUGAGGACCCGUUUGAGCCCACGGGCUUUAUCACAGCCUUCUCCACCUGGUCACUCGAGCCCAGUCCGCUCUCGCUCCGCUCCUGCCUCUCUUUUUCCGGUCACCUUGCCGAACUCGAGCGCACCCUGGAAUUAGCAUCCUCUUCAUCGUCUUCCAAUUCCUCUUCAUCGUCGGUUGUUGUUGACAAUUUGAGAGCUUAUAUGCAGAUUAUCGAUGUAGCUUCGAUUUUGAGGCUUGAUUAUGAUAUAUCGGACCACGCUUUUCAGUUGUUCAGAGAUUGUUGCUCGGCUACUUGCUUGAGGAACCGGAGCGUCGAAGCUCUGGCGACAGCUGCUCUUGUUCAGGCCAUAAGAGAGGCUCAAGAGCCCAGAACCCUUCAGGAAAUCUCUAUUGCAGCCAAUGUACCUCAGAAGGAGAUAGGAAAGUACAUAAAGAUUUUAGGAGAAGCUCUACAAUUAAGUCAACCCCUUAACAGCAACUCUAUAUCAGUCCAUAUGCCACGAUUUUGCACACUUCUUCAACUCAACAAAACUGCUCAGGAACUGGCUACCCACAUUGGAGAAGUUGUAAUCAACAAAUGCUUCUGCACUCGCAGGAAUCCGAUCAGCAUCUCUGCAGCUGCUAUAUAUCUGGCUUGCCAAUUAGAAGAUAAACGCAAGACACAGGCAGAGAUUUGUAAGGUAACUGGUCUUACCGAGGUCACUCUCCGAAAAGUAUACAAGGAACUCCUGGAGAAUUGGGACGAUCUGCUCCCAUCUAAUUAUACUCCAGCUGUUCCUCCAGAGAAAGCAUUUCCCACAACUUCUAUUGCCUCAGGCAGGCCUUCAGCGCCUAGAGUUGAUCCAAUUGAAGUACCAUCUUUUCCGGACCAUGAUAAGCUGGCAGAUAUGAAGUCAAAUAAACCAAGUGAGGUCUUGGAAAUUUUUCGCCAGUCCAGAGGCAAAGAGGAUGCUGAAAGUAAUGGAACUUCUCAUGUUGCGGGCCAAGUUCCAACACUGAAUCGGUUGGAGACUUUCAGGCAACCUUGGCUUCAGUUUGGGACUUCAGGGGAGAAAAACCAAAAUGUCAUGAGAGGAGACAUCACCGAGAUGCAGCCAAAUUGUCAGCAAUUUGGUCAGAAGAUCGAGAAAGACAAAACAGAGGCAGCUAAACUAAGCCAGUUUUCUGGUAUCCCCACUUCAGGUGUAAGUUCUAUCAAUUGGUCAUUCCGUCCUUCACCUUCAUCAGGGCCUUCUUCUAGUGUUCAAUUUGUGCCACCACCUCCUAAACUAGCCCCUGGUCAUUCUGAGCUUAAAGGAGUCGGAGGUCAAAAUGUCAGUAAAGGUUAUAACUAGCCUAGUGAAGUCUUGUGGAACCGGUGAAACUAAAAGAAUACGCAACUUUUCUCCAAUUGUUUUACUGUUCUGUGUUGAAACUUGACAGAGAAGUUUAAAGCCUUGAUGAGGAGUGUAUCCAACACUAGGUGACAGAAAGGUUUCAUAAGUCUAUGGUCGAUAGAGAAACCGAGCUCAAAUUUACGAUGAAAAUGAAGUUACACUCUCUAAUCUCUUGUACUUUGGGGAACUAGAGAGAUUAAACUUGAAUAUCCUACUGUCUCAUAGACUUUUGCUUGGAAUUAUUAAAAACUGCAGGAAGUUAGAUCUCCUCAAUUCGGCUUUAUUUAUAUCUUCAUGUUUAUAUAAAUUUAAGACUCCUGAUUAUAACUGUCGCAAGACUAUUCCUUUUCUGCAGGAUAAACUUACUUAUAGAAGAAUAUGAAUUGAUUUUGGUGCC